Molecule: messenger RNA, 5696 nt
Organism: Anguilla rostrata (American eel)
Lineage: Eukaryota; Metazoa; Chordata; Actinopteri; Anguilliformes; Anguillidae
Gene: col1a1a
Product: collagen, type I, alpha 1a
Exons: 51
Coding region: 142-4494 (1450 amino acids)
Biological process (GO): skeletal system development; extracellular matrix organization
Cellular component (GO): cytoplasm
Molecular function (GO): extracellular matrix structural constituent conferring tensile strength; protein binding
Source: RefSeq, a predicted model, not a curated record
UAGUUAGUUAAGGCAGUAGGGAGUUUCUGCUGGGGUCUGGAUUGGAGAUACAACAGACCGGACCCUCUUGUGUAUGAUUGGAGUCUAAAGGAAGAGCAUUUUCCCCUUGCCUCAAAGAGUCUACAUGUCUAAUAUUUAGACAUGUUCAGCUUUGUGGAUAUUCGGUUAGCGCUGUUGCUUGCAGCAACAGCACUUUUGGCAAGAGGUCAAGGCGAGGACGACCACACAGCCGGCAGCUGUACAUUGGACGGCCAAUUAUAUAGCGACAAAGAUGUAUGGAAACCCGAACCCUGCCAAAUCUGCGUUUGCGACAGCGGCACCGUCAUGUGCGACGAAGUGAUUUGCGAGGAUACAUCUGACUGCCCCAAUCCAGAAAUUCCCUUCGGCGAAUGCUGCCCGGUUUGCCCCGGUGAGGAAGAUAACGGGGAUCCUAUCACGGCUGUGGGACCCAAGGGCAAGCCUGGUCCUAAGGGUGACAGGGGACUCCCCGGCCCCCCAGGUAAUGAUGGCAUCCCAGGCCAGCCUGGCCUUCCUGGACCACCUGGCCCCCCCGGACCCAACGGCCUUGGCGGAAACUUUUCUCCUCAAAUGUCUCACGGUUAUGAUGAGAAAUCUGGCGGUGGAGGAAUGUCCGUCCCUGGCCCCAUGGGCCCAAUGGGUCCCCGUGGUCCCCCUGGACCUCCUGGUGCUAGCGGACCCCAAGGAUUCACUGGUCCUCCUGGUGAGCCUGGUGAGGCUGGUGCUUCUGGUCCCAUGGGUCCCCGUGGUCCAGCUGGUCCCCCUGGAAAGAACGGAGAGGAUGGUGAGUCCGGCAAACCCGGUCGCGGCGGUGAGCGUGGUCCUGCUGGCCCCCAGGGUGCCCGUGGAUUCCCCGGAACCCCUGGACUCCCUGGGAUUAAGGGACACAGAGGAUUCAGCGGUCUAGAUGGAGCCAAGGGAGAUACUGGACCUGCUGGACCCAAGGGAGAGGCUGGUGCCCCUGGCGAGAAUGGAACCCCUGGCGCUAUGGGCCCACGUGGUCUGCCUGGCGAGAGAGGCCGUGCUGGUCCUGCUGGCGCUGCUGGUGCACGUGGUAACGAUGGAGCUGCUGGUGCUGCUGGUCCUCCUGGCCCCACUGGACCUGCUGGUCCCUCUGGGUUCCCUGGUGGUCCUGGAGCUAAGGGAGAUGCUGGUCCUCAGGGAAGCCGUGGUCCAGAUGGAGCUCCUGGUUCCCGUGGUGAGCCCGGUAGCCCCGGACCCGCUGGCGCUGCUGGUGCUGCUGGUAACCCCGGUCAGGAUGGAGCUGCUGGUGCCAAGGGUGCCCCUGGCGCUGCUGGCGUUGCUGGUGCUCCUGGAUUCCCUGGACCCCGUGGCCCCCCCGGACCUCAGGGUACUCCUGGUGCUCCUGGUCCUAAGGGUAACACUGGUGAGGUUGGUGCUCCUGGUCAUAAGGGAGACCCUGGUGCUAAGGGAGAGCCUGGACCCUCUGGAGUGCAAGGCCCACCCGGUCCCGCCGGAGAGGAGGGCAAGAGAGGAUCCCGUGGUGAGCCCGGCGCGGCUGGAGCUCGCGGAGCCCCCGGAGAGCGUGGUGCCCCCGGAAACCGUGGUUUCCCUGGUGGUGAUGGAGCUGGUGGCCCCAAGGGUGCCACUGGUGAGCGUGGUGGACCUGGCCCCGUAGGACCCAAGGGCUCCACCGGUGAGUCCGGACGCAAUGGAGAACCUGGCAUGCCCGGAGCCAAGGGUAUGACUGGCAGCCCUGGCAGCCCCGGACCCGAUGGCAAGACUGGCGGCCCUGGUCCUGCUGGACAAGAUGGCCGCCCUGGAGCCCCAGGCCCUGCUGGAGCAAGAGGUCAGCCCGGUGUCAUGGGAUUCCCUGGACCCAAGGGUGCUGCUGGCGAGGCUGGCAAGAGCGGCGAGAGAGGCCUUAUGGGACCAGCCGGUGCUGUUGGCGCCCCUGGCAAAGAUGGUGAUGUUGGUGCUCCUGGUGCUCCAGGACCUGCUGGACCCGCAGGAGAGAGAGGCGAGCAGGGUCCCGGUGGUGCCGCUGGAUUCCAGGGUCUGCCCGGACCCCAGGGUGCAACCGGUGAGACUGGCAAGCCCGGAGAGCAGGGCGCACCUGGUGAGGCUGGAGCUGUCGGCCCCGCUGGUUCCAGAGGUGACAGAGGUUUCCCCGGUGAGCGUGGUGCCCCCGGCGCUGCCGGACCCCCCGGCGCCCGCGGUUCUCCUGGCGCUGCCGGUAACGAUGGUGCUAAGGGUGACGCAGGUGCUCCAGGUGCCCCUGGCGCUCAGGGUGGUGCGCCCUGUGCCGUGAAGCCAGGAAGUGUUCGCGUACUCACAUCACCGUGUCUCUCCUCUCAGGGUGACAGUGGUGCCAAAGGUGCUGACGGUGCCCCCGGUAAGGAUGGCGUCCGUGGCAUGACUGGCCCCAUCGGUCUCCCCGGCCCCGCCGGUCCUUCUGGUGAUAAGGGUGAGUCUGGUCCCGCUGGCCCUGUUGGUCCCAGUGGUGCCCGUGGUGCCCCUGGCGAGCGUGGUGAAGCUGGUGCCCCUGGACCUGCUGGCUUUGCUGGUCCUCCUGGUGGUGAUGGUCAGGCUGGUGCUAAGGGUGAGGCUGGUGACACUGGUGCCAAGGGCGACGCUGGUGCUCCCGGACCUGCUGGACCUACUGGUGCUCCUGGACCUCAGGGUCCCGUUGGUCCCACCGGAGCCAAAGGUGGUCGUGGUGCUGCUGGUCCCCCUGGUGCUACUGGUUUCCCUGGUGCUGCUGGCAGAGUUGGACCCCCCGGCCCCGCUGGUAACAGCGGUCCCCCUGGCCCCCCUGGCCCUGCAGGAAAGGAAGGACAGAAGGGUAACCGUGGUGACACUGGCCCUGCUGGUCGCUCUGGUGAGAUUGGACCUGCUGGACCUCCCGGACCUUCUGGAGAGAAGGGUGCCCCUGGUGGUGAUGGGCCUUCUGGUUCUCCAGGUAUUCCUGGCCCUCAGGGUAUUGCUGGAUCCCGUGGUAUUGUGGGUCUGCCAGGACAGAGAGGCGAGCGUGGUUUCCCUGGCCUCCCCGGCCCAUCUGGAGAGCCUGGCAAACAGGGACCCGGUGGCCCUGGAGGAGAACGUGGGCCUGGCGGACCCAUGGGACCCCCUGGACUGGCUGGUGCUCCCGGUGAACCCGGACGUGAGGGUUCCCCUGGUGCUGAGGGUGCUUCUGGACGCGAUGGCCCUGCUGGACCGAAAGGUGAACGUGGUGAGACUGGCGCUGCUGGUGCUCCUGGUGCCCCUGGACCCCCUGGUGCUCCUGGUCCCGUUGGCCCUGCUGGCAAAUCUGGCGACCGUGGUGAGACCGGCCCUGCUGGUCCCGCUGGUCCUGCUGGCCCCGCUGGCCCCCGUGGCCCCGCUGGUGCCGUUGGCGCUCGUGGUGACAAGGGAGAGGCUGGAGAAGCUGGAGAGAGGGGCCUGAAGGGACACAGAGGCUUCACCGGUCUGCAGGGUCUGCCCGGACCCGCUGGCCACACGGGAGAGACUGGACCUGCUGGACCUGCUGGCCCCGCUGGACCCAGAGGACCCGCUGGUUCUGCUGGAUCCCCUGGUAAGGAUGGCAUGAGCGGCCUGCCCGGCCCCAUUGGACCCCCUGGACCCCGUGGUCGCACUGGAGAAAUCGGACCUGCUGGUCCCCCCGGACCUCCCGGACCCCCUGGACCUCCCGGACCCCCCGGCGGCGGAUUCGACAUGGGCUUCAUCGCCCAGCCCGCCCAGGAGAAGGCCCCCGAUCCCUUCCGUCACUACCGUGCCGAUGACGCCAACGUGCGCGACCGCGACCUCGAGGUGGACUCCACCCUCAAGUCCCUGAGCCAGCAGAUCGAGAACAUCCGCAGCCCCGAGGGCACCAAGAAGAACCCCGCCCGCACCUGCCGCGACCUCAAGAUGUGCCACCCCGACUGGAAGAGCGGAGAGUACUGGAUUGACCCCGACCAGGGCUGCUCUCAGGACGCCAUCAAGGUCUACUGCAACAUGGAGACCGGCGAGACCUGCGUGUACCCAACCCAGGCCGACAUCCCUCAGAAGAACUGGUACACCAGCAAGAACAUCAAGGAGAAGAAGCACGUCUGGUUCGGCGAGGCAAUGAGCGACGGCUUCCAGUUCGAGUACGGCGGCGAGGGUGCCAAGCCUGAGGAUGUCAACAUUCAGCUGACCUUCCUGCGCCUCAUGUCCACCGAGGCCUCCCAGAACAUCACGUACCACUGCAAGAACAGCAUCGCCUACAUGGACCAGCAGGCCGGCAACCUCAAGAAGGCCAUCCUCCUGCAAGGCUCCAACGAGAUCGAGAUCAGAGCCGAGGGCAACAGCCGCUUCACGUACAGCGUCACCGAGGACGGCUGCACGUCACACACUGGCUCAUGGGGAAAGACAGUCAUUGACUACAAGACAACAAAAACAUCUCGCCUGCCCAUCAUUGACAUCGCUCCUAUGGACGUUGGUGCACCCAAUCAGGAAUUUGGCAUUGAAGUUGGCCCAGUCUGCUUCUUGUAAAAAAGAAAUCUGGACUUGAAAUGUUUUUUUUUUUCCUAGCAGUCAUCUCUCUAAAACUUUCUCUAUGCAUUAAAAAAACCUAAAGUUUCAUUCGGCCGCAAAAUGGUCCACUUGCUUAAAACUACAUUUCUGAAGACGAUGUCUGUGUUAUCAUUUUUCAGAAACGAUUUUUCUGGGCCAUUAUCAACACCUACAUCAAGGACACUUUAAAAGAAUCGUUUGUUCCACUUGCAACAAGAAAAUAAUAUAUACUUGUAAAGUGUAAAAUCCCUCUCUGGCGUUUGAAAAGAAAAGCCCAUAAUGAAUACAGAUGACUUUUGCCAUUUUUUUACCACUGUGGAAGGACAAUGAAAAAACAAAUGCUUUGUACCGUUUUCAGGUGUUAAAUAAAUUUGAAAAAUGACAGUGAAGUGUCUUGUUGUUCUAACCAUCAGGAAAGCAACUAGCGGGACAACCGUUGUCCUUAAAAGUCACACAAUUACGAGCCGAGACAGGGGAUCAACAUUUUGAAAUCUUAUGGCUACCUCAGAAAAUUAAUCCAUGUUACGCAGAGUGUUAGCAAAUACCAGGGCAGAGAUUUUACACGUCAGAAGUAUCGUGGGAAAAAGCAUGUAACAACUGUAAACGGUGCUAAUUCUUCAUGAGGUCCGUCAGUGUUUAAUAAGACUCGUCCUUUGAUAUUAUUUUCACUGAUGCUUAUAGGAUCUUUGGUGCUAAAUUAAUAAAAUAUCUUGUUUCAAAGCAGAACAAAUGUUUUCUUCAUGAAGUGUUGUUUAAAAGCUCUACAGCUUUUACAGAUAAUUACUGUAGAUAUGAUUCAUGCAACCUUGUCUGAUGUAGAUUAAACAGGUGGACUUGUUCUGAGUUUCAUUUUUGUUUUGUUUCACAUUUUCACCACCACUCCCCACCACUUUUUUGUUUUUUUUAUUCCCCCUUUUGUUGUCCGCAUUCCUUCUAGCAGCACCCCUCUUUCACCCCUUGAUUUUUGUUAGUUUGUUAUUUUCUUUCUUCAGGAGGGUUUUUUUAUAAAAUUCGAAACUGGGUUUUAAAAAAAUGGAAAAGACUUAGAAACCGCCCGAGAAGCAGACACACUUUGGGGGGAAUACCAGAGGAUCUGUACCUAUUUUGUAUGUGUAUAAUAAUUUGAGAUGUUUUUAAUUAUUUUGAAUGCUGAAAUAAAGCAUGUUAAGUGUUCUACCUAA